This is a messenger RNA of Colius striatus (speckled mousebird), 750 nucleotides long. It is a transcript of the gene ISCA1, whose product is annotated as iron-sulfur cluster assembly 1. Gene Ontology annotation, cellular component: cytoplasm; mitochondrion. Lineage: Eukaryota; Metazoa; Chordata; Aves; Coliiformes; Coliidae. The transcript is spliced from 4 exons. The record is from RefSeq and is a predicted model, not a curated record. Gene Ontology annotation, biological process: iron-sulfur cluster assembly. Gene Ontology annotation, molecular function: 2 iron, 2 sulfur cluster binding. Bases 80 to 469 code for a protein of 129 amino acids.
CGCCGGAAGUGCGCGGAGAGGCGCGGCGUGACGUCGGCGGUGCCCAUGGCAGAGGGCAGCGGCCGGGGCGCCGGGGGGAAUGGCUUCGUCGGUGGUGCGCGCCACGGUGCGCGCCGUCAGCAAGCGGAAGAUCCAGGCUACGCGCGCCGCCCUCACCCUGACACCAUCAGCUGUCCAGAAGAUAAAACAGCUUCUUAGAGAUAAACCUGAGCAUGUAGGCGUGAAAGUAGGUGUUCGCACAAGAGGAUGCAAUGGACUUUCUUACACGUUAGAAUAUACAAAAUCUAAAGGAGACUCUGAUGAAGAAGUAGUUCAAGAUGGGGUUAGAGUGUUUAUUGAGAAGAAGGCACAGCUGACUCUUCUAGGAACUGAAAUGGACUAUGUAGAAGACAAACUGUCCAGUGAAUUUGUCUUCAAUAAUCCGAACAUCAAAGGAACAUGUGGCUGUGGAGAAAGCUUUAACAUCUGAAAUCUCAGGACUACUUCUUUGAACACCCCAAAACACUUACUGUUGUGGCUUUUGGAAACAAAUGCAUUUUCUUCAGGUUUGUAGCCUGCAUAAAAUGGGGAUAUUAUUAAGAAAAUAAAGUUAAAUAAUUUUGAAAAUGUAAAUUGUGUUAAAUUCCACCACUGAUAUAGUUAUGUUGUAACUUGUGAUGCCUUGUGUUCAAAAAGGUAAGAACAGUAAGUAGUGUGGUAAUGUCUCUGUACUUUCACAUGCCAAGGAAAUAAAAUCUCACUGUUCUUUUA